AUGGACGAAGAUGCGGCAAUCGAGGGCGGGCAGCUCGCGCCUCUUCUCGGAAACCGAAGUGCGGCCUCGCCGUCGCCGGACGCGUCCCUGCUCCGCCGCCUCUACGCCGGCCACGCCCUCGCUAGAUGGGGCACCAGGAUGUGGGAGUUCUCAGUUGGGCUGUACAUGAUCCGCAUCUGGCCAGGCUCGCUGCUCUUCACGGCGAUCUACGGCGUCGUCGAGUCGUCCUCCGUCGCCGUGUUUGGUCCCAUAGUUGGGACGCUGGUCGAUAAGCUCACGUACCUUCAGGUCCUUGGCCUGUGGCUGUUAGUCCAAAGCCUGUCCUUCAUCAUCGCCGGAGCCUCAGUAACCGCCCUGCUUGUUUACGACGACCUGAAAGCCACAAGCUUCCCUGUUUUCAUGGCGCUGGUCAUCGUGACCAACGUGUCAGGUGCGCUAGCAGCGCUCUCAACACUUGCCGGAACCAUACUGAUCGAGAGAGAAUGGGUGGUGGUGAUCUCGAGCAGGCACCCUCCUGCAGUGCUGACGGGGAUCAACUCGGUGGUCCGGCGGAUCGACCUGAGCUGCAAGCUGCUGGCCCCUGUCUUCUCCGGCCUCGUCAUCAGCUUCGUGUCGGCGCAGGCCUCCGCGGCAGCUCUGGCGGUGUGGAACGUCGCCUCGGUGGGGCUGGAAUACUGGCUCUUAGUCUCUGUGUACAAUGGCGUGCCUGCGCUCGCUGAGAGCAGCCGGCUGAGAACAGCUGAUGCAACAGAGGCCAUGUUGAUGUCGUCGUCGUCGUCGGAGAUCGUGUCACCGGCCGAUAAGGAGCUGGAUUGGAGGGUUAGGAUGUCGGAGCAGCUAUCCAUCAUACCAUGCUGGGAGUCAUGGGUGGUGUACCUGAGGCAGGACGUGGCGCUCCCAGGCGUCGCUCUCGCCUUGCUCUACUUCACCGUCCUGAGUUUUGGCACGUUGAUGACGGCGACCCUGGACUGGAAAGGCAUACCUGCGUACGUCAUCAGUUUGGCAAGGGGUUUCAGCGCCAUCGUCGGCAUCGGCGCAACGCUGCUGUACCCUGUGGUGCACUCAUGGGUGUCCACGCUACGAACAGGACUAUGGUCCAUUUGGAUGCAGUGGUGCUGCCUGCUGGUGUGCGUGGCCUCCAUCUGGGCGGCCAGCGACGUGGCGUCGGCGUGGAUGCUGAUGGCCGGCGUCGCCGCGUCGCGCCUAGGGCUCUGGAUGUUCGACCUCGCCGUGAUGCAGCUGAUGCAGGACGGCGUGCCGGACCACGAGCGGUGCGUGGUGGGUGGGGUGCAGAAUUCGCUGCAGUCCGUGUUCGACCUGCUCACCUAUGUCAUGGGCAUCAUCAUCUCCGAUCCCAGGGAUUUCAGCGAGCUGAUCGUGCUGUCGUUCUUCCUGGUGACCUGCGCUGCAGCCAUGUACACGCUGCACGUCUACCGCGUGCGCAAGCACCUCUUCCACUUCGACAAGAUCCUCUCCAAGAUCAGCUGGAACAAAGUUUCAUGA
Molecule: messenger RNA, 1503 nt
Organism: Miscanthus lutarioriparius
Lineage: Eukaryota; Viridiplantae; Streptophyta; Magnoliopsida; Poales; Poaceae
Source: the annotation of a GenBank genome assembly